This is a messenger RNA of Drosophila albomicans, 1625 nucleotides long. RefSeq lists its product as uncharacterized. The record is from RefSeq and is a predicted model, not a curated record. The transcript is spliced from 2 exons. Lineage: Eukaryota; Metazoa; Arthropoda; Insecta; Diptera; Drosophilidae. The coding region runs from base 1134 to 1550 and encodes 138 amino acids.
AAUUUGAAUUUGCGGCUUAAGUUACAACUGUGAGAGUGUGUGGGUGUAUUAUUUAUGACUGUGCAUUAGUGUGGGUGUCUUUCUUAUAAAGAUGCUAUAGUUGACCUCAACAUUAAAGUGAAUAAGGUAAAUAAGCAGAAUAUGAUAGACUCUUGUUUCUAGCAGCACUUGAAUUUUCAAUUUAUUAAAUAAUAACUAAACUUUUCCCAAAUCUAUAACUUGACAAUGGGAAUUAAAUAGUUUAGGUCAAUUUAAAAUUUUGUCAUUUGGUAUAUCAGUUUACAAUUACAUUCAAAAUAUACUGCAGUGUACAAAAUAUAUCAGAUUGUGUUGCAGAUUCUUUCAUACAUAAUCUAUUCUAUUUAUCGGGAAUUGAUGCAUUUCGAAUUUCAAUUCAAUUUCAAUUUUCAAUUUGGAGAGUUUGCUCCAGUAUGUAUGGAGUAACAAACAUUUCAUUCAAAUCAAUUUGAUCUUGAACUAAUUAACACACAUUCAAUUUGACUUAUACUCACGGAUCUUAUAUAGUAUGUUCUAGGCAAAGGAAGUACGCUGAUUCGCACAGAUGUCAGACGACGUUCUUUUUUUUAUAGCGAAACUUCACCUAAGGGUCAAAUAGAUUAGAGCGGAAUAGCUUUCUAAAACAAAAAGCAUUGAAGAUAGUUUGAGUUAUGCACCAUUUGCAUUGAAUUCUAUGUAAAAUCAUUUAAAAGAGUCAAGAUGAGGUUGAUUUAUUUAGUGAUCUGUUGCAUGACAAUUAGUAUAAGAGAAAGUCAUGGACGUCAAUAGCAAGUUUCCUCGAUGAUGCUCAUCCAGGCAAACACCAUUUUAGAUGGUCGUCAAAAAAUAAUGCGUAAUUGCUAAUGUGAUAGGCAACAAAUAAUCGCUAAUCAAAUAAGCUUCGCUGGCAAUACAAAAAUUCGUUGGUAGCUCUUUGCUUUCGAAUGAAUUAAAAUCACUCAAUUCUACUUAUGCUCAUGCUUAAGGCAAAAAGGCACAUAGUUGCAGACAAAUGUCAGAUGAUGUGUUGAGCAAAACUGCGAGAGGAAAAGCUUUUUAAAAUAGAAAGCUUUGAAGAUAGUAUAAAUUGACAGCGACAUUUGAAUUGGAAACUAAAUCCAUUUGAAAGUGGCAACAUGAGGGUGACUAUAUCAGUGAUCUGUUUUUUGGCCAUUGCGAUUAGCACAGGAGAAGGCACCGCUGUUCUUUCAUAUGGAAAUUACAGGAAUGAUGAUCAUCCCAAUAAAUGUGUAUUCGAUGAAAACACCAUUAUAGAUAACGGUUUUUCUAUAACGCGUUAUUGCCAGCGUGAUAAGUGCAUCGAUGCUGAAAUAGUUCUUGAGGAUCGUGUUGCGGGGUCGCCCGAACAUUGUCAGAAAAUUGAGUGCCUCCUCUUUGUUGGUGGUCGUAUAAAAGGUUGUCCUAAUAUUGUAUUACCACAAGGCUCUCCUUGCACUUUUGGAGAGGCUAAGUAUCCUAAUGCCAGUUUUCCGGAUUGCUGUAAUACUGUGGUGCAUUGUCCUGACGGAGAUCGUGAAUCAUUUGAUUUGUAAAUAAACUAAAUCCAUGUUCGAGUUAGUUUAGGCUUUCAAGCAAUUUUAUUGAAUAAAUUCUAUAUUUGAAUAAUA